Messenger RNA from Mizuhopecten yessoensis (Yesso scallop), 3501 nucleotides. RefSeq lists its product as uncharacterized. The transcript is spliced from 21 exons. NCBI's taxonomy places the organism in Eukaryota, Metazoa, Mollusca, Bivalvia, Pectinida, Pectinidae. The record is from RefSeq and is a predicted model, not a curated record. The coding region runs from base 89 to 2062 and encodes 657 amino acids. Gene Ontology annotation, molecular function: protein binding.
GCACAACAAUAGUAUAAAUUCACUUCCUGUUGUGAUAAUUCCUCAAUGCCUAUGUUUUAGAGACGUAUACUUUGGUUGGACGAGAAUAAUGGGCAAGGAAGUCGACUUACUUAAUGCUGUAAAGAAUAACGACCAACAGAAAUUACAGAAACUGUUGUUACCUGACAAAGGCUAUCAGGUGAAAAAAACAACCGCGUCAUCAUCAAUGCGCAUGCCUGGAGGUCGUAUCCGUGUGAAGCUUGACCACAUCAACAUCAAUUGUCGUGAACCGACGGGUUCCUCAGGAUACACGCCGCUCAUCCUUGCCGUUCUUAACGGUAACAAGGAUGUAGCAGAGACCCUGCUCUUUCACUCUGCAGACGUCGAUUUCCCUGACAGCAAAGGUAACACCCCACUCCAUUUAGCUGUGUUCGCGGGACAGACCGACAUGAUGGACUUACUACAUCAGAAUAAAGCUAAGAUAGAUGUUCAGAACAGCGACGGAAAUACUCCAGUUCACAUCAUAUCCCAAUGCGUCUACGACCACCGAAUCAACGUCAUGCUGAAAUUACUCCAGAUGUCACCAACCAUUUACAUUAGGAAUAAAGCACGUGCCACACCGCUUGACGUAGCAGCCAUGUUCAACAAAAAAGACAUCAUUUCCAUCAUGCUUGACCACGACCCAUCACUGAAGUACAACACGACGGCCAUCAUAGAGGCGGCUAUCCGUGGUUACGGUGAGAUCGUUCAGCUUCUGUUGGACUACGGGGUCAGUCCAAACGGCAUCAGUGACCUUAAGGAGACUGGACCUUUGCAUGAAGCCACAAGGUUUUGUAGAAUUGAAGUAGCUAAGAUCCUCUUGAAGUUCGGGGCCAAUCCGGCAGUGCGGAACAUGAACAAUGAGUCGCCUAAAACAAUUGCUAAUGAUCUACCAAAAAUAAAGAGUGAAGAAUUCCUGAAAUUAUUUGAAGAAAUGAGCUUAACAGGCGCUAUAGCUACACCCAGAUUCAUAGAAAGCGAGAAUGGUGAAUUUUUCGCAGCUCCAUCAAAAUGUUAUCCUGAGAUACCUACCGAUCCGUCCUGGACGAGGAAUUCCCCAGAAUACUGUAAUAGCUGUACACCAAACUACCCUAACAUCAACCUGCUAGACGGUAACCUGAGAUCAUUCUGGAUCAUGCAGGAUUCACACCACGCAUGGACCGUGCUGGACUUGCGUCAUAGCCAUACACUCACGGGCAUUACCAUAUAUGGAUGGGAUAGUCCAGAAAUGGUGAAGUGUUUUGAAAUUCAAAGAGGAGUUGAUAUAGAAGGCCCUUGGACAACUACGGGUUCAUUUGUGUGCAAACGAACAGGGAGCAGUAACCCUAAAGAGGAUGCUGUAGCCCAGUCGUUCAAAGAUUUCGAAGCCAGUUCCCGAUACUGGAGAUUACAGGUCCUCGGUAAUUAUGGAGGGAACUACACAUGCUUCCAUGGAAUCGCACUUUGUGGAUCAGAGGACAGGGUGAUGGAAACAAUGGAAAAACUUGGGUUCACGCAGUACAUCGACCGUUUCAUUUGCAAGGGCUGCAACACCUACCGGAAGUUGCUGCUCCAAGACGAUACAGAUUUACAGGAAGUUUGUACGGCCGAUGAUGUGGAGACUUUGUCAAAGGAACUGAAAAGAUUACGGAAAUCAGAAUUCAAACUAUCAAAUCUGAAAUGGAAACACCCUCCACCAUAUUCAAAUCCAGAAAGAGAGGUGAUUCCGGAUAUAGUUGUAACAGGAGAUGUGGGAUGUACUGAUGCAUUAACAAUAUCAGUUGAAGGUGGUUGUGAUAUUUUACACGGGAAUCUGACAGCCAUCCUUGAUACCACUAGCCUGAAAACAGCCCCAACUGCGACAUUUACAGGCGUCACUAUUAGUGCAGAUGGAACUUACAGGAUAAUCGUGCGAUCCAAAUCAAACCCAGAUAUAACAUUACGUGCACCGGCAGAUAUCGUAAUCAAGCCUUCUUCCAAUCUGUCAAAGGAAAACAUAGAUGCGUUUGAAAGUCUGGAGGCUAUGCUUAGUGACCUUGCGACGUCCCUAGACCUGCCGAGCUGAUGAAGUGAAUCAUUUUUUGUACAUUAAUAUAUAUAUCGUCUUCCAAAAAACACCUUCCGUGUUCACGGACGAGACUUGAUAUUGUUCAGAUUGGUUUCACUAUUACCGUUGUGUGCAUCAUUUAGCUUAUAUUUGCAAACGUUACAUGUAGCACUAAAAAUCGCAUUUCCAUAAAAGGCAGUUCAUAUCAUGUUCACUUUGUUAAUUAAAAUCUGUUGCUAUUCAUUAAUCAUCUCAAAUCCCAUGUGUAUCACUUCAGUAAUAACGUUGUAGAAUAAUAGAAUCUCAGCCGGAUAUAACAAAUGUCAAGGUGGUUCUGUUUGGACCCAGAAUUAGAACCUUGUUGUUGGAACAAUAUCUUAUAAUAUUAAUCUUUACACCUGUUCUCGAAUGGUUAGUACGUGAUGUCGACGACAUGCAUACAACAGUAUCUAUUUAACGAAUGCAGCAUUUAACACAAACCAGUUUGCAAUUAUUGAUAACACGCUGAGUGGUUGUGCGUUUUCCAUCUAGUACAGGAAACAGGAAAUUGUCGCCGCAGCACGCUCGUGCCCCGCGUCUAGUCAUCGGCUGACCGUUAUUGUUAGGUGAUUUUAACAAUGAUGGGUAAAGUGAAUCCAUCAGUUGACCAUGUUAUCAAUUUACGUGCUGAAAUUAUUUUCUGGACAAACGAGGUUCGGGAAAAAUCAUUAAUAGCAUAGAUGCUUUCACUUCCCACCGAUUGGAGCACUUGCGCGGUGACUUCACAGCAUUCAUUUAUAGGUUAUGCAAUCGAUUAUACACCUUGCGUUAAGUGGUAAUGAUCGAUUAUAACAUUUUAAUUAUUAUGUUGUAACACUCAUGUCUUUUUUUUAAAUUAUUUUAUCAUUAACCGGUUUUAUGAUCUUUUGCAUGACUAAAUACCCAUAUACAGUCAAGCCUUUCUGAGAGACCACCCGGGUGUUAGGGGCCACUUUUAAUUAUAUUUCUUGCAAACAUAUACAUGUAUAAGCAAAUUGAACGUGCAUGAAAACACCACUUGCAUUUUUUGAAAUUCAAAAAUGUGGUCUCAAAGUGUAGAUUUUAAAUGCACUUUUAAAACUUACUUUCUACUUUCCUGUAAAUGAUAUUUUUACACAUGCAAAGCAAAAUAUCGCAUUUUUAAGUUUUAAAAGGAAAAGUCGCUAUGUUUUACUUUAUCCUCUAUUUUCCCUCUACUUCUCACAUAACUGAAUAUCACUUUAGACUGUUUUUUAUUGAUCAAUCUAAAUAUAUAACUAAAGACAUGUGACUGAAGUCGACAGCAGUUGACGAAACAAUUCAAAUUUGUAUCGUCAGUAUACAUUUGCAAGCACUAAUUAUGAUUAUAAGGAAUAAGUUCUAAUCAGAACAAGAGGCCCAAGAGGGCCUUAUUGCUCACCUGAAUAUUUAAGCAGUCAUAGCAAAACGUUCUCAUUAAA